Nylanderia fulva is the source of this 782-nucleotide messenger RNA. The record is from RefSeq and is a predicted model, not a curated record. Lineage: Eukaryota; Metazoa; Arthropoda; Insecta; Hymenoptera; Formicidae.
ACAAUAUUGUGUUAAGGCUGUCUUUUUAUUGCUCGCGAUCUAUCGCGCUUGAAUUUAAUCAGUACUGCGCGUGCGUGACUGACAAAAUUAUCGGCAACAGUGCGGACAUGCUAGCAUGCGUAAGUACAUGUGCUUCAGUUGUUCAGUUGACGUGAGUCCGUGCCGUCCGUGGUCCGUGUCAGUCCUCAGUCAGUGAGCCUGGUUGGUCUGACAAAAUUUGUCUGUUGGGUCAUAUUGCGAUGGAAACUGGAGAGAGAAUAUUGGAAUUCUCUCCGUUGACAAAACAAGUAACACCGAUGAUGACAUCGUUGAUGCCGAUAUCAACGAUGUCGGCAGAAACUGUGUCAACAGUGGCAUCGGUGACAUCGGCAUCAACGAUGUCAUCAACUAUGAUGUCGGCGGAGGCAUCGACAUCGACACCGGCAUUGGCACCGGCAUCGGCAUUGACACCGGCGCUAGCACUGGCACCAGUAUCAGCACCAGCACUGACAUCGGCACCGGCGUCGACAUUAAUGGAAAUACCGGCACCAGAGAAGGCACCGGUACCAGCGUCAACGGAGGCGUCAACGCUAAUAGCAUUAAGUAGAGAAGAUUUAAAAGGUCUUAUUGAUGCAGCUGUACAAUCUGCCAUGAGAGGAGGACGAGGAGGAAAAGGACGCGGGAUACGAGGAAGCAUAGGAAGAAGAAGGGGAAGAGGAAGAGGACGAGGACAUGGAUAUCAAAGAACAGGGAUUAAUAUUAAUAAUUAUUAUACUGCUCCUAAAACAUAAAACUAUAUAUAU